UGUUGUCCGUUUCAUUUUAGUUUGGAGCAGUACAAGAGUGUUGUGGCGAGCGCGCGCCGUCGCUAAAGGUUGACGUAAAGUGGGAGAUCAACACAUUGAAUAGAAGGCACAGAGCAAACGGCAAACACCGAGCAACGAAAGAAGAAGUAGAGGCAGCGGUGGUUUUUAUUUUCGUCGAGUUGUGAGCAUCGGUGCUGGUCCAUCUGUCUGUUCACAGUCAACAAUGCAAUAGUUCGUCUCGUGGCUUAAAAUCGAAAACAUUGCGCCAAUCGGAGCUCGUCCGCUUCAGAAUUGCGCUUUGUGUGUGUGUGUGUGUGUGUUCGACUUCAGUCUCAUUGAAAAUAUUUUAAAACUAAUGGACAAUUUUCCAUUGAAGAAAAAUCAAGUCGUGUUGAAAAGAAAGAAAAACUUAGCUGUUAACCAAACAAACAACAUCAGGUGCUGUGUAGCCUAAUCGAAUUCAUCAACAACACCGCGCCAAAGCUCAUCAUCAUCAGCACCACAUCUGAUACAAACAAACAAGCGCACAAAACCCCACGAAGCUGAAACCGACGACGACAUAGAGAAAAACCUAAUGGAGUGAUUAGUGUGUCGAUCGCUGAUUAUCGAUCAACAACAUAUUACGAUACAUGGGAACAAUCAAUGAGAUUGAAGUCUUUCAAUUCAAUUCGUCCUCAUUAUGAGACGGCCUAAUGAUGACUUUUUUAGUUUUAUAUUCAAUCAUUUUGGCGUACAAGGGUUUAUCAAAAGCAGAAAAACAAAUCAAAGCAGAUUGUGGAAUGAAAAUAUUUCGUCGAGAGCCACGUUUCGAGCCAUAUAGUAGUCGGUCAGCUAGAAUAAUUGGCGGUUCAUCAUCGAGUGACGGCGAAUUUCCAUGGCAAGUAUCGUUAGAAGUGCUACAUCCGAUUUAUGGGUUUCUCGGUCAUUGGUGCGGUGGUGUGCUCAUCGAUAAUUCUUGGAUCAUAUCUGCUGCACAUUGUAUCAACAACGAUAUAUUUAAUUUGCCAUUGCCUGCACUGUGGACAGCGGUUUUAGGUGAAAAUAAUCGACACUUCGAAUCGGGCCAUGAACAACGGAUUUCCAUUGAGAAAAUCAUUACGCAUAGUCAUUAUUCACAUUAUGAUCACGACAUCGUUUUACUGAAGCUAGCUGAAACCGUCAAACUGGACAAUUUUAUCAAUAAAAUCUGCUUGCCAAUACAAAAUGAGCUUACGUAUUUGCUCGACGAGCAUCUUUUGAACAAUGUGAUUGAGGAUAGGAAGUUUAGUAUCAACAAAAAAAUGCGACCGGCCCAGCGACGGCGAAUAAAUGACAGAUUUAUGCGCUUUGAUAAUGAAGAUAGGCAUCAAGAGAAGAAAUUGUAUUCAAGUUCAGACAGUUUGUACGAUGGUUCGGCCAGCAAAUUGGAACCACCGUAUAUUGAAUGCGUUGCUACCGGUUGGGGAAUGAGCUAUAAGGAUGGUGAAAAGUUAUCGGAUAAUCUCAUAAAAACCAGAGUGCUGAUUUUCGAUAAUGAAAGAUGUCAAGAGGUUUACGGUGAGCAUGUGAAUAUUCAUGAGGGUCAUUUGUGCGGUGGUGCAAUAAAUGGCAAAGGCGGAACGUGUGUAGGCGAUAGUGGUGGCCCAUUAAAUUGCCGAUUGCACAAAAAUGGGCCAUGGGUGCUAGCUGGAAUCACAUCGUUUGGCUCAGGAUGCUCCAGUUUUGAUGGUAACCCCUACCAUCCGGACGUUUACAUUCGGAUAUCGUAUUACAUCAAAUGGAUAGUAAAAACGAUGUCACAAAACUGAAAUGAAAUGAAAAGAACGGAAAGCAAAGGCAUUUUUGUUCGAAGGAAAAAAAAAUUAUUUAUUAUUGUAGUUUGUGAAAUUCUAUUUUUACUUUUGUUCACCAAUUUGUUCUUCAAAAUAAAUUAUUUCUC
Molecule: messenger RNA, 1918 nt
Organism: Sitodiplosis mosellana (orange wheat blossom midge)
Lineage: Eukaryota; Metazoa; Arthropoda; Insecta; Diptera; Cecidomyiidae
Product: ovochymase
Exons: 10
Coding region: 693-1787 (364 amino acids)
Biological process (GO): proteolysis
Molecular function (GO): serine-type endopeptidase activity
Source: RefSeq, a predicted model, not a curated record